AUGCUGUUGGGAGCUGCGUUGGGAGCCGCUCUCCUACUUGCAGGCUCGUGCCAUGCGUUGCAAAGUGUCAACCGUGUUGGACGUUACCUUUACGGCGCGGACGAUGGUAAGAGAUUUUAUGUCAAGGGGAUUUCUUAUCAAGAGCAGGGCCUCAUCACUGGCAAUGACCCAACAAGUUUCCCUGAACCAGGCGACUUCAUCGACCCAUUGGCGGAUUCAGCAGGCUGCCAACGAGAUCUUCCGUACUUGCAACAAUUGGGCGUCAACACCAUUCGUGUCUACUCCGUCAACUCUUCACUCAAUCAUGACACUUGCAUGUCUUUACUCAGCAAAGCCGGUAUCUAUACUAUCAUUGAUCUCUCGCUUCCAGUCAACGGAUCGCUGGACCGAGUAAGCCCAUCCUGGACUACGAACCUCCUGAAUCUCUAUGUGGAAACCAUCGAGGCGUUCUCGAAGUACGAUAAUGUCCUUGCUUACAACGUUGGCAAUGAAGUAGCAAUCUCGAACCUGACGACCGUCGUCGGGCCUUUCAUCAAAGCAGCUGCUCGAGAUGUCAAAGGUACCGCUUACGUCGCUCUUGGCCUCUUGCUAAUUAAGCUUGGCAUUUUCACCUUAGCCUACUUGAAGUCGAAAAAAUUUCCGCAGCUUGUUGGGUAUGCGUCUGUGGAUGCCCCUGAUAUUUGGCGGUUACCUUUUGCCCAGUUUCUGUCCUGCGACAAUGAGGCUACCAGCAUCGAUAUUUAUGGGCUUAACAACUACGAGUGGUGUGGGGAUUCUAAUUUCCAAGCAGCUUACGUUGGGACAGAGAACGCUUUCAAAACUUAUAACAUUCCAGCCUACUUCUCUGAAUUUGGAUGCGUCAAGUCACCCCCAAGAUUGUGGACAGAGGUACAGGCGCUAUUUGGCCCUCAAAUGAUCGAUGUCUGGUCUGGUGGUCUCGCCUUUUCCUACUUUCCCGCCUUCGGAGGCUUCGGCAUGGUCAACAUUAGUUCGGAUGCCAAAACCGUCAUCGUCAGUGACGACUUCAACCGACUCAAGUCUCAAUACGCUCUUGUGAACUUCACUGAUAAUCCGACGAAAUCCAAUGCCGGUACAACCAACUAUUCACAAUGUCCGGCAGAGACACCCAAUUUCCUCGCCAGCACGAAACUUCCUGAUACUCCAAACACUAAUCUCUGCGAUUGCGUUUUGAAGUCGUUCAGCUGCUUGUUCACCCCUCAGACACCGAACUAUACCUAUAUCGUUGGAGACUUGUUAAAUUACGGGUGCUCUCAGUUGGGUUCGCUUGGUGGAUCUUGCGACACUAUUGCUAGUAAUGGAGAGACUGGAGUUUAUGGCAGCUUGGCUGAGUGUGAUCCCACCAUCAAGUUGUCAUAUGUGUUGUCUUCCUACUACGAGGCUUAUAACAGAACACCCCAAUCUUGCAAUUUCAGUGGAAACGCAACUAUUAACCCGAGCGCACCACCUACUCGUACCGACGCCGUGAAGGCCGCUCAAUCUUGCCUUACCGCAACCCCAGCAUCGACUUUCACACCCUCGUCUGUCCCUCUGCCACAACCUCCAGGUGCCUCUACAUCAUCUUCCAUUAGCACCUCCACGCGAAAGGGGGGAGCUACGAACAACCGUGUUGGCCUGGCAGGCAGUGAGGGCAUUAUUGGGCUGGGAGCGUUCACGUUGACUUCUAUCAUUGCGGGAGUGUGGAUUUUACUGUGACAAUUUGUUAAUUUCCUUGGGUGUGAUCUUUAGUCAAGCAGUAUGUUCAUCUACUUGAAUUGUUCACCCUCAUUCUUUGAAGGACUUGUCGUUUUUUUUUUUUCAUUGCACUUUCAUUUAAUUGGACUUGUUGCUUCCAUAUCCUUCUACCUCUCGCACUGUAAUGGACACGAGUUUUGUGUAAAGUUCGGAUGCUUUGAACAGUUCAACGAGGCGCGUCUCAAUGGUUGUAAUGCCCGUUUGAACGCUGUUAAUCGUGGAAGUUUUGGGCUAUCGAUUGACAAUAUGAAGAAGGGGAAUUGAAACAUUGCAUAAAACGAUACAAGCUUAUUAAGUAUAUAUUGCCGUGGUGGUCAUGAUCACUGCUGAACGACAUCAUCAACGAAAGCCAGAUGAGCAGAAAAAUGUGAUGUCGUAGCUAUUCUUUGCG
Cantharellus anzutake is the source of this 2143-nucleotide messenger RNA. RefSeq names its product glycoside hydrolase family 72 protein. Lineage: Eukaryota; Fungi; Basidiomycota; Agaricomycetes; Cantharellales; Hydnaceae. Gene Ontology annotation, cellular component: fungal-type cell wall; cytoplasm. Gene Ontology annotation, biological process: fungal-type cell wall (1->3)-beta-D-glucan biosynthetic process. The transcript has 9 exons. The record is from RefSeq and is a predicted model, not a curated record. Gene Ontology annotation, molecular function: 1,3-beta-glucanosyltransferase activity. The coding region runs from base 1 to 1713 and encodes 570 amino acids.